AUGGAUGCUAUGAGCCACGACUUACAUAGAGCUGCUCGGUCACCGUUCUUAGACAGCAUUGAACGGGCCCUAAUGCCGAGCAGAUUUAUGCGCCUACCAUUCAAUUCCUAUGAUGGGAAAACGGACCCGGUAGAGCACGUCAGCCAUUAUAUCCAGAUGAUGUCUCUGCAUACUCACAAUGACGUGCUAAUGUGUAAGGUAUUUCCUUCAAACUUCAGGCUCACUGCUUUGAGAUGGUUUAAUGGACUACGAAAGGGUUCCAUUCACAAUUUUGCCAAGUUAAUCCAAGAAUUCGGUGUCCGAUUUGUAACCUGUAGUCGAGUACCGCAACCAGUAGACGCAUUACUAUCUAUGAAAAUGAGGGUUGGAGAAACCCUUCACAGUUAUGCCAGUCGGUAUUGGGAGCUUUAUAAUGAGAUCGGUGGGGGAAAUAAGAAGAUUGCAUUGAGCACCUUUAGAAUGGGGCUACCCAAGAACUCUGAACUACGGGAGUCAUUGACGAGGAAGCUUCCCAAGGAUAUGAGGCAACUGAUGAGGCAUAUUGAGGAGUACAAAUGCCUAGUGGAUGACCGGCAGCAGAGUAAAGGUAAAGCCCCAUUAGUAAGUCGUCCUUGGCCGGGUGGUUUUCAGCCAAGGUCCCAAAAGGAUUUAAGGAUACAAGAGCCGAAGGUACAACUGGGGUAG
Messenger RNA from Quercus lobata, 684 nucleotides. RefSeq lists its product as uncharacterized. Lineage: Eukaryota; Viridiplantae; Streptophyta; Magnoliopsida; Fagales; Fagaceae. The transcript has a single exon. Bases 1 to 684 code for a protein of 227 amino acids. The record is from RefSeq and is a predicted model, not a curated record.